AUGGACCGGACAUCGUUCCUGGUGAUUUCGCAAUGGAACUCCUGCAGAAAGAAUGGAAAUCGCCACAGUGACCCCUAUAUUCUUCUAACUCUAUUUACCUCUCUUUUCCUCUUUCAUCUCUCUCUCUCUCUUUCAUCUCUCUCUCUCUUUUUCUCUUUCAUCUCUGUCUCUCUUUCAUCUCUCUCUCUCUUUCACCUCUCUCUCUCUCUCUUUCAUCUCUCUCUUUUUCUCUUUCAUCUCUCUCUCUCUUUCAUCUCUCUCUCUUUUUCUCUUUCAUCUCUCUCUCUUUCAUCUCUCUCUCUUCCAUCUCUCUCUCUCUUUCAUCUCUCUCUUUUUCUCUUUCAUCUCUCUCUCUUUCAUCUCUCUCUCUCUUUUCUCUCUCUCUUCAUCUCUCUCUUCACCUCUCUCUCUCUCUUUCAUCUCUCUCUCUUUUUCUGUUUCAUCUCUCUCUCUCUCUUUCAUCUCUCUCUCUCUCUCUUUCUCUUUCAUCUCUCUCUCUCUUUCAUCUCUCUCUCUCUUCCACCUCUCUCUCUCUCUUUCAUCUCUCUCUUUUUCUCUUUCAUCUCUCUCUCUCUCUUUCAUCUCUCUCUCUCUCUUUCUCUUUCAUCUCUCUCUCUCUCUCUUUCUCUCUCUCUCUCUUUCUCUCUCUCUCCAUUAGAUCUCUUCGACAGCGAUCGGUUGUCUCAUCGUAAUCAUCCUAUCGCUUUCACGAGCGUUAGGACCUCAUCGACUUUGAUCGAGGGUUUCAUCGGUGACAUCCCCACGCUUUCAUCCGCGACCUCGUCGACAGCGAGCGAUUGGAUUAUCGUUCACGUUCUAUCGCUGUUACGUCCGUUAGGACCUCGUCGACAGCGAGCGAUUGGCUCAUCGUUCCCGUCCUAUCGCUGUUACGUGCGUAAGGACCUCGUCAACAGCGAGCGAUUGAUUUAUCGUUCCCGUCUAAUCGCUGUUACGUCCGUUAGGUCCUCGUCGACUAUGAUAGAUCGUCCCAUCGUAGCUGUCCCCUCGUUGGCGACCUUAUUUUAA
Messenger RNA from Acanthosepion pharaonis, 1026 nucleotides. The record is from the annotation of a GenBank genome assembly. NCBI's taxonomy places the organism in Eukaryota, Metazoa, Mollusca, Cephalopoda, Sepiida, Sepiidae.